GCCUAUCAAGCAUGUCUUUUGUAAGCUUUCUUUCAUCGGAUGUGCGGGGACGAGCGGGCUCGGGGUACGCACGUUGCUCAGACCCGCGGUCGUGGAGUUAAGCACUGAGAUGUGGUGAUGAUGGUGGUACAUAAGACAGUGCGAGCGCUGGUAGGAGGAUACAUCAAUCCAUUCAACUCAUUCAAGUCUAAGUUCAAUCGCAAUCAGCUCUUCAAUAUCAAAUACACUCACACAUCUUUUAAUUCCAACACCCUAACAAUGGCCCACCCCAACCGCCUCCAAAAUGCCCGCGUCCUCGUCUUCGGUGGAACCUCAGGUAUCGGCUAUGGCGUCGCCUCCAUGGCCCUCUCCAACGGUGCUAUCGUCACCAUAUCCGGCUCUGCGCAGCCCAAAGCCGACGCCAAAGCGGCAGAGCUACAGUCACUGUACCCGUCGGCCAGCGUGCGCGGCGUCGCUCUCGACCUCUCCGACACCGCGAACCUCGAGGCCAAUUUGAAAGCCCUGUUCGAAAAGGUUACCAACGGCGGUGAGCAGAAGCUUGACCAUAUUGUUCAUUGCGCAGGCGACGCGCUGUUCCUCCCCAAGAUCCACGAAGUCAGCGCCGACAAUGCACUUCAGGGGUUCAACGUGCGAUGGUUGACUUCGGUGCUGAUCGGAAAGUUACUCGCUACGGGAACGUAUAUGAACGCGGCUACCAGUUCGUCCUUCACGCUCACUGGUGGAACCAACACCACGAAGCCGAUGGAGGGGUGGUCUAUUGGGGCCUCGUGGGGCGGCGCGUCGGAGGGCCUCAUGCGCGGCCUUGCCGUGGAUCUGAAGCCCAUCCGCGUGAAUCUGAUGGCGCCAGGUGCGAUUGACACGCCGCUGUUCCAGAAGUUUGUAGACAACGUGGGGAGGGAGAAGGAAGCGGAGAUCAAGAAGGCGUACACGCUAUUGCAGACAUGGGGGGAUGUGAGGGAUAUAGCGGAGGGGUAUGGGUGGUUCAUGCGGGACCACUAUGUCACAGGGACGAUUGCGAGUUCGGAUGGUGGAAGGCUGUUGAAGUAAAUG
Molecule: messenger RNA, 1050 nt
Organism: Paraphaeosphaeria sporulosa
Lineage: Eukaryota; Fungi; Ascomycota; Dothideomycetes; Pleosporales; Didymosphaeriaceae
Product: NAD(P)-binding protein
Exons: 1
Coding region: 259-1047 (262 amino acids)
Molecular function (GO): oxidoreductase activity
Source: RefSeq, a predicted model, not a curated record